AUUUUUUUAGAUCGAUUUCUUUCCUUCAAUUAAUACUCUUUCCGUUAUUAUCUAUUUACUCUUCAGAAUGGAGUUUUACCGGGAAACUUCAACGGUGGAAAAAUAAACAAAAGUCUACCUCAGAAUGGUGCAAGUGGUUGUAAAAAUACCCGAGAGUCAGCAUGGUCAACCAAACGAAUGGGCAAUGAUUGAGUUACAGGGAACAUUAGAGACCAGACAUCCAGUCCCUCUUGGUGGGCGGUUCAUUGGUGACCUGCAUUUUACACAUAAGGAUGUUCCAGUACUGAUAAUUGGACACCACAUCUUGUAUGGGAAGGUAAUGACUCUUGAAAAACCGUAUGGAAUUAUGGUUAAAGAUACGUCACAAGAAGAGACAGGCGGACCACCCAACUACCAUAUCACAGCAGUUAUUAAAAAGAAACUGUUAUUUAAAACAAGGCCAAAGCCUAUAAUUGCAAAUGUUCCAAAGAAAAUUUGAUUGUUGGAAAUGAUUUAUGAAAAUAAAUUUAUAAGUAUUGUGUAAUAAUAUCUUUUAAUCUUUAUCAUCACAGUUUAUGGGUUUACAUUGAAGACAAAAAGUGCCAGUUGGAUGUUCAGCUGCCAGUUAGUCCAGUUUAUUCAUGAUAUACUGACAGGUUGAAUUUCAUGUCAUAAUGACAAUGUAUGAUAUGUCUGAGAAUAUUAUUAGGGGUGUAAAGCCCAUUUCUCAUAUACACUGAAACAGAAGCAAAACUGUAUCGAAAGAGUAGAAUGCAUAAUGACCAGUGGGCCAUUUCUUGUAUGCCUAAAUGGAAAUGAAACAGAAAUGAGAAUAUGCAGAAAUUAAAAUCCUAGUUUAGUUACUGAGUUCACACCCUUCUGCAAGGUGUUUUUCUUUGAUAUUAAUGCAAAAAAUCUGUUAAAAAAUCAUCCAGAAUUGUCAUGCAAUUCCUAAACAAGCUUGUGGUGUUCUCCAAAUACUUCUGGUUAGGAAUCACAUGUACCCAUUUCAUUCUGUGACUUUGGCACUUUAGUAUAAUUAAUAUUCAAGCACAUAUUAAGGUAAUUCAUGUGUUUUAAUCUAUUAUAGUGUGUUUCUACACAUUUUUUUCCCAGAAAUUCUAAUCAGUAUUCAACUGUGAAAGCCUUAGCCAAUUCCGUUACAAUAAAAAUAGCUUUGGGUCAGACUUGUUUCCGGUUCUGAGAAUAUGUGGACCAUGGUCAUUAAUGAUAAAUUUGUAAUGUGGAUGUUGCAAUAUUUUUGCAUUUAUUGAUACUGGCAAAUACAGGGAAAUAGAAAAGAUAGUUCUUUGAGCAAUCCAGUAAAACCUGUAUACAGACCUCACACGUGGGAGUCAUUAAGUUUUCUGUACUGUUGAACUUACUUUAGCAGCUACCUGUAUUAACCAUUUUGUUCUUAUUUUCCUGUGACUUAAGUAUUUAUUAAACUGCUUUGUGCCACUACCGAGGCUGUUACUCUGGAAAUGUGUAACUGAUGAUUUAAAAAGGAGCUUUUCUUAACAGCAGAUGAUCUUUAACACAGGAGUUUCACUGCAGAUAUGCAAAGCCCUUAGUAUUUUCUAGAAAUAAAAAACUUGUUAAAAUGUCAAUGGAUUUGCAAAUCUGUUGCCUCAUUACACUUUGGUAAAAGAAGGGUAACUCUAGUUUUGUAUUUGUUUGUAGGAAUAAUAGUUGUUUCCCUUCAAUCCUUAGUCUUCAAAUUAAGCUAAGGGGAAGCGUAAACCUUGUUUAAUAACUUAAAUUCCAGUGAGAACAGAAGGUGUUGGUAUAUUUAAGAACAUGUAUUGUCUUUAUGUCUUUGUCUUAAAAAUUUACUGUUUUAUGAAUUUUUAUAUGUAUUGGUAUCUGUUCACCAGUGUGUCAUUGCUGUUUUAAGAAUAUAUGAAAUUAAAAGUAAUUUAUUCUGGUG
This is a messenger RNA of Mercenaria mercenaria, 1909 nucleotides long. Its product is annotated as chromosome transmission fidelity protein 8 homolog. Gene Ontology annotation, cellular component: Ctf18 RFC-like complex. Gene Ontology annotation, biological process: mitotic sister chromatid cohesion. The transcript is spliced from 3 exons. Bases 125 to 478 code for a protein of 117 amino acids. NCBI's taxonomy places the organism in Eukaryota, Metazoa, Mollusca, Bivalvia, Venerida, Veneridae. The record is from RefSeq and is a predicted model, not a curated record.